AUGAAAAUAAACAAGAAAAAGUUAGUUGAAACAUGCAAAACCAUUAUUUCAUCAGCUGAUUUAGAUAUUAUAACGGAAAAAAAUGUCCGACGUCAAAUUGAAGAUAAACUUGGUUUGGAGAACAAAACCCUGGACAAUGAACCUUGGAAAGCUUUUAUCAAAGAAAUCGUAAAUAAAACAAUAGUAGAUGAGAAUAAAGAACCUAUCAGUAAAAAAAUGGCCAAAGAGAAGGUUGUAGAAAAGGUGGUGGAAGAGGGGCAACCUCGUCGCAAAAUCGGCGUUGUUGAGGAUGGAGGGACAAUGAUGGCUCUUGAGAAUCUUCUAGAUACCGCUGAAUCAUCUGAUACUAUCAAAGAAGAAGAUGAUGAUGAAUCGAAAAAGACAUCGGAGUCAGCUGGAGACGAUAGUGCAUCUCAUAAUAAUCCAGAGUCGACAGGUGAAGCUGAAAAAGAAUCAAACAGUUCAGCAUCUCAAAAAAGAACAAUAGAUGCUGUUGAGGACGAGGACGACGAUGAUCUGAGCUCACUUGAGGAUGAGCCGCUAAAGAAGAAACGCAAGACUGGUAAAACCGUUGGUAAAUCCGCUGUUAAAACCGUUGUUAAGACGGUAAAUAAUAGAACAGCGAACAUUGAAAAGGAUGACAAAACAAUCAAAAAUCUCAAAUCAUUAAUUAAUAAAUGUGGUGUACGUAAAAUUUGGGCAAAAGAGUUGACGGAUUGUAAGACGAACUCUAGUAAAAUCCGCAAAUUGAAACAAAUGCUUGUAGAUUUGGGAGUUGAAGGGCGCCCGACACUCGAGAAGUGCAAGAAGGUUAAAAAACGCAGAGAACUCGAAGCCGAGCUAAAAGCCAUGAGUGCUGAAAACAUCAUCUCUGAUGAUGUUAAAGAAACCCGGAAAGCGCGCGCAUCUAGAGGCAUUAUUAAUGCUGCACAUCGUCGAGUUUCUCGUGCUACCCGGUCUUUAUCAGAAAGCGAUGACGAUGCCUCAAUAGACAAAGAUUCAGAUGUCAAUGGUUCAGAUGAUAGAAAUUCAGAUGAAAGUGAUUCAGAUGACAAAGACAAAAAUUCGGAGGAAAGAGGUACGGAUAUAGAUUCAGAUGAUAAAAAUUUAGCCAUACAAGAAAUAACAAAGCCUACAAACUUAAAAAAAGCCGAGCGAGAUAUUUGUCUUUCUUCUUCUGGUGUUCGAAAGGAAGAAAAAAUCCGUCGUAAAUUUGGAAACGCCAUAAGUCAACUUUAUC
Messenger RNA from Funneliformis geosporum, 1240 nucleotides. The record is from the annotation of a GenBank genome assembly. NCBI's taxonomy places the organism in Eukaryota, Fungi, Glomeromycota, Glomeromycetes, Glomerales, Glomeraceae.